UAAAAUACAUAAACUUUUUUUAAAGACAUUAAUAAUGUAUUGUAAAAAGUGCUAGUGUCAUAAAAAAUUCAAAAACAAAUCGAGAGAAAUAAUUUUAAAUUCGCCAAAUAAAAAUAAAUCAAAUUUCAAACUCAUCAUGUCAAAGCUAAAAUUCUAACCUAUAUAUUUAAAUCAACAAAGAGAUUGUUUAUGCAAUUAAAAAUGAUUUGUUAAUUAAUUUACUCCACGAUAUAUGUAUCAUAUAUUUACUGAAAGUCAGCGACUGAUUAUUUUAAUUUCACGAUAUAAAAUUUAUAAUUAAAAUGAAAGACUCAACAGCAAAUUCUUCAGAAGUAGAAAAUAAAUCCGUUCAAGGAAAUGGGGAGACAUCACCUAACAUAGAACCUGGUGCUAAGGAAAAAUUGAGGUCAUGGUUAAAUCGAUAUUUACGAGUAAAAAUAACAGAUGGUCGUGUAUUAACAGGAGCAUUUUUAUGUACUGACAGAGAUGCUAAUAUAAUUCUUGGUUCUUGCGAGGAAUUUCUCCCAGAAGAACACACAGAACCACGAGCACUUGGUUUAGUUAUGGUACCACGUCGUCAUAUUGUCUCUAUUCAUAUAGACGAUUGGUACAGUGAAGAUGCAUUAUCAUCAAAGAAACAAUGUUCUUCCAUUAGCGAAUAGAUUAGAUUAGACUUUUUUUCUUUUAUUUUACUAUUGUCAUUUAUUAAAAUCAUUAUUUUUUAUUAAACAACAAAUAUUAUAUUGUCUAGUCUAGAUGUGUUGGUACAAGACAUCAGUUUUGUCUGACCAAAAGAAAAUAUUCAACAAUCUCAGCUGAAAAAUAAUUAAAUUCAAAUUACAAAUUAAGUAUAUGAAGAGAUUAAUUAUUUACUCACCUUUUUUUGAUACAUUCUUCUUGUAAACUGUAAUACUCUUUUUCUAAUAAUUUAUUGUCACGGAUUUCGCGAUCUUUGUUUUUGAGAGCAUCAUCCAUUCUUUCGCAAAGAGUCAUUGCCAAAUUAUCCAUUCCUGCUGAAUGACUGACAACUGACACCGCUUCAACCAUCCUUUGGAUAUAGUCCAUGUGUAUUAUUAAAUCCUAUUAAUUUAUUGGAUAAUUAAAUUAUUAUCGAAAUCAAUUUACAAAAAUUUGAAAAAUUAAAUAAACACCUGAAAGUUUCAUCAAAUAUAUUUUAAUUUUAUCAGCAAAUGAUAAAAAUUGUUCAUGUAAAAUAUAAUUAAUAAAACGUCCAACAUUUAAUGACAAUUUAAAAUUUGUAUAUGAUGCUGAAAGUAGCAGUCAUUAAAAAAUUUAUUUUCAAUAAAAAAAAGUCGAUACUGACAAGCAAAAAUUUUAAAAAAUGCAUGUGAAAAAUUUGGAGAAAUUUUCUUGUGGAUAUUUUUUAAAAAAUUUGUAGACGAUAAUUAACUUAGCAAUUAAAAACAAUAAAAUUGUUAGAUGUCGGCUACUUUCAGUAUCAUAUUUUUAUUUGAUUGCUCCAAUAGGAAUUAAAUAUCCACAUUUAAAUUCUUACUGUUAAUAUUUUUUUCUUGGUAUCAACUUCUGAUCGGGCAGCAAUUAUUAAAUCGUGAUGUUCAUCAGUUACUUCAUAAAUUAGAGUAUCUUCCAUAAGACUCAUUAAUUGUGAUAAUAAUAAUCUAUAGACAUAAAUUAUUAUUCAAUAAAUAAUCAAAAUAGUUUUUUUUAAGGGCAUUCUCAGACAGUGUCUCCUGCUUUUUAAAGUAGAAUUUUAAAAAAAUUACUUACAGUUGUCAAUAAAUUUUACCCUACCAAAUUUAAAAACUGACGAAGAUUUUAGUGAAAUUUAUUUUCCAAAUUUCGUUUAACUCCCAAUUUAUUGGUAUCAACUGUAAGUAAUUUUUUUUUUAAAUCUAUCUCAGCAAAAUUGCAACUGUGUUGUCCUUUUUAAAAUUAAUGUUUUAAUUGAUUGGUAAAAUUUUGAUACGAUUAUGAAAUUCGGAGUUGAAAAGACAGUAAAGUUAGCGGGCAUCUGACAAUUUUAAAAACUUUGAAAUAAUAAAAUAGAAUGUUCAUAAAAUAAAAAUAAAAAAAAUUUACAUUUAGACAA
Molecule: messenger RNA, 2071 nt
Organism: Microplitis mediator
Lineage: Eukaryota; Metazoa; Arthropoda; Insecta; Hymenoptera; Braconidae
Gene: Sbat
Product: N-alpha-acetyltransferase 38, NatC auxiliary subunit
Exons: 2
Coding region: 303-662 (119 amino acids)
Cellular component (GO): NatC complex
Source: RefSeq, a predicted model, not a curated record